AUGAAGCUUGAUACCUCGCACAUGCGGUACCUUACCGCGGACGACUUCAGCGUGCUUCAAGCCGUUGAAAUCGGGACCAGAAACCACGAAUUAGUGCCCACUUCACUUAUACAUCAUCUUGGAAGAUUGAAAUCUCCUACUGGUACAAACCGUUCUAUUGGAGAUUUAGCCAAAUUAAAGCUUGUUUCCAGAUUAAGAAACGCCAAGUACGACGGGUUCCGUCUCACUUUCUCUGGGUACGAUUACUUGGCGCUCAAGUCGAUGCUCAACCGUGAAUCAUUGUACUCUGUGGGGAACAUUAUUGGAGUUGGUAAGGAAUCUGAUAUCUACGCCGUCAGUGACCCCAAGGGCCAACAAAAGGUUAUCAAGAUCCAUAGACUUGGUAGAACCUCGUUCCGUACCGUCAAGAACAACCGUGACUAUCUCCAGAACAGAAAUACAUCCAACUGGAUGUACCUUUCUCGAUUGGCUGCCAACAAGGAAUAUGAAUUCAUGGUGAUUUUGUACAACAAUGACUUUGCUGUGCCCGAGCCAUUUGACUACUCAAGACACUGUGUGAUGAUGGAGUGGAUCAAGGGGACCCCUAUGAAACAUCUCCGGAAACAUAAGAAUCCAAAGAGACUUUAUUCUGACUUGAUGAACUUUAUUGUCAAAUUGGGUAAUCAUGGGUUGAUUCAUUGUGAUUUCAAUGAAUUCAAUAUUAUUAUUCGUGAUGAUGAAGAAGCCAAGAACUUUGAGUUUGACUUUGUGGUUAUUGAUUUCCCUCAAUGUGUUUCCAUUGAACAUGUUGACGCUGAACUGUACUUUGAUAGAGAUGUUCAAGGUGUGAAAGAUUUUUUCGCCAAAAAGUUUAGAUACUCGCCAGAAGAUGAUCCUACAAUGUUUGACACUGAUGGGUUUGGUGAAGGUUACAAGUAUGCUUAUCCAAACUUCAAGAGAGACGUUGUGAGAGUGAAGAGCUUGGACAAUGAGGUUAAGGCCUCUGGGUAUGCCAAGAAGCGCACUGGGGAAGACAGUGACUUGGAAAAGGCUGUUGCCGCUAUGAGAGGUCUUGGUGAGGAAGAUGAAGAGGAAUUACAAGAAGAGGAAGAAGAAGAGGAAGAAGAAGAAGACUCUGAAGAAGACUCUGACGAAGACUUUUAUGAAGAAGAGGAAGAGGAAGAGGAAGAAGAGCAUGAAGAAGAAAAUGAAAAAAUCAUUGAAGCUUUAUCUUCAGGAGUUGGAAAGUUGAAGAUGGAUAAAUUGGGAAAUUAUAUCUUGGAGGAUGAAUAA
Messenger RNA from [Candida] anglica, 1272 nucleotides. The record is from the annotation of a GenBank genome assembly. Lineage: Eukaryota; Fungi; Ascomycota; Pichiomycetes; Serinales; Debaryomycetaceae.